Messenger RNA from Armigeres subalbatus, 1071 nucleotides. RefSeq lists its product as uncharacterized. The transcript has a single exon. The coding region runs from base 1 to 1071 and encodes 356 amino acids. The record is from RefSeq and is a predicted model, not a curated record. NCBI's taxonomy places the organism in Eukaryota, Metazoa, Arthropoda, Insecta, Diptera, Culicidae. Gene Ontology annotation, molecular function: zinc ion binding; nucleic acid binding.
AUGACAGUCGAUGAAAAGGAGCAGGUAGUACGAAACAAUCGACUUUGUCGAAACUGUUUGCGACGAGGCCAUUUGGCGAAGGAAUGCUCAUCUGAGAGUAGCUGUCGCAAGUGCAAAGGAAGACAUCACACACAGUUGUGCUACACAACCAGAGCGGAUGGCAACAGUCAACCUCCGUCAGUUGCUCAAUCAAGCGAAACAAGCCAAAGCAAUGACCACUUAUCAUGCACACCAGCUAUGUAUACGGGCGUCACAAGUUUUACUUCUACGAAUGAAGCUAGAUCGAAGGUAUUGCUAGCAACAGCUAUUGUAAUUAUGGUCGACGAUAAUGGCACUCAGUAUCCUGUAAGAGCGUUACUGGAUUCAGGCAGCGAAUGUUGUUUUGCAACGGAACGGAUAUAUCAACGAAUGAAGGUUCAUCGAAGCAAAGUUAAUCUUCCGAUUGCAGGGAUUGGUGCAGCAUCUACCAGAGUUCACUACAAGUUCCAGAUUACUAUUAAGUCUAGAGUUUCCAGCUAUGCUACGAGAAUCGAAGCCUUUGUCCUGCCAAAGGUAACAGUAGACUUGCCGUCAAUCUCUAUCGACGCGUCUAACUGGACACUGCCAUCGGGUAUACAGCUAGCAGAUCCUUCAUUUUACCAGUCCGGUACAAUUGAUGUUGUGUUGGGAGCGGAAGUGUUUUUUGAUCUAUUCAGCGUGGAAGGCCGCAUUUCUCUGGGUGAAUCUCUUCCCCCUCUAGUAAAUUCAGUCUUCGGCUGGGUGGUAAGCGGUAAAACACACCAAAGGCGGUUCAGACCACCCUUGGCGUGCAACGAUGCUACUAUUGUCGAUAUACAACGGAACAUGGAGCGUUUCUGGGCGAUCGAGGAUGACUCAACAUCAGUCCAAACCGCAACAGAAGCAUACUGUGAGAAAUACUUUUCCGAAACUGUCACCCGCUGUGAAGAUGGCAGAUAUAUGGUACAAAUACCGUUCAAGGAAGAUGUACUGAAGAAAUUGCAGAACAAAAGACGAACCGCACUUCAUCGUUACCGUUUCAUAGAGAAUCGUUAUGACCGGGAUCCAAAAUAA